Molecule: messenger RNA, 720 nt
Organism: Prorocentrum cordatum
Lineage: Eukaryota; Dinophyceae; Prorocentrales; Prorocentraceae
Source: the annotation of a GenBank genome assembly
CGCAGGCGCCCGCCGCCCGGGGCACAUGGCGGCGCCAAGGGCGGCUGGCCUGCGGCGCAUGCGGGUCGCUCGCGUGGGCUGGGCGCUCGCCGUGGCCAGCGUCGCGGCGACAGGCGUCGCGGCCGAGGUCGUCACCGACGGGCAGGGCCCCCAGCCGAACCCCCCCGUCUGGCCGGACAGCGUGCGCGUCUUCGGGCCGGAGGACUCGUCGGCCGACAUCGAGAGCGCCGUCAACGCUGCCUUCAAGGAGAACGGCGGCGAGGCGAACCACGGCCAGUUCUCCUCCAGACGGUUCGCCUUCCUGUUCAAGCCAGGCACCUACAGCGCCAACGUGCCCGUUGGAUAUUACACGCAGGUGCUGGGGCUGGGGCAGGACCCCGACGACGUGCUCUUCCAUCCGCCACCAGGCGCGGACGCCUCCAUGUCGCGGCACACCGAGAUGAACGAGGAGGUCAAUCUGGCCGAGAACGAAUUCAGGGGGGUGUUCGUGGAGGAGGGCAACAAGGCGAACAAGUUCGGCGCGCUCAGCACGUUCUGGCGCGGCGCGGAGAACUUCCGCGUCGCGGGCGACAUGCUGUGGGCCACCGCCCAGGCCUGCCCCGUGCGCCGCGUCAUCGUGGACGGCACCCUGCAGCUGGCCGCCCGCGCUCCGCCUCGUGCGCUGGGCGGCCGGCGGCGGCGACGUGCGGGCCGCCCGCGUCGGAGGUGGAUCUCCGGGGG